AGCAUCACAACAUUCUCAAAGUUGUUACAUAUUCACAUCUAUCUACAUACACUUGAUUUUCGUAUUCUCAUACAUAAUAAUAUUGUAGUAUUUCGAUCAAUUCAAAUCUUUUUAAUUUCGAUCUUUUAUUUAAUUUUGAUUAGUAGUUAUGGACUACGUGAUUAGGAAGAGAACGAAAAAAAUAAACAAAAAUGGGGUACUAAAACCCUUACAAAUUGGUUGUAAUGGAGGAUUAAAAGUGUUAGAGGGGGGAGGAUGGAGCUACUUAGUCCUGCAUCAGUCGCGUUCCAUAAGCCAGACUUUAAUAUACAUGUAAUGGCUAUUUUCGGCGUAAAAACUCCCGUUGAUAUUGAGCUUUUGAAGGCUAAAUUUCCAACUUCCCUUUGCAAGCACCCUCGUUUUUCUAGUCUUGUGGAAGGAGAUCCAUCUAAAGGAGAAGAAUUGAAAUGGGUAAGAACAGAAAUAAACCUAGACAAGCACAUUAUAGCUCCAAAAAUAAACUCCGAAGACAUAAAGUCACCAGAUAAAUAUGUUGAAGACUACAUAUACAACCUUAGUAAAACAACCUUAGACAAAUCAAGGCCACUUUGGGAUAUCCAUGUACUCAACCUUAAACUCUCAGAGGAAGUCGAGGCUAUAACAAUAACUCGGAUUCAUCAUUCACUAGGAGAUGGAACAUCUUUAAUCUCUUUGUUGUUGGCACUUACGCGUAAGACCUCCGAUCCAGAGGCCUUGCCAACCAUUCCUGCUCCAAAGAUUAAGCGCGAUGAUGAUAAUCGUAAAGGGAUUUUUUGGAGAUGGAUUUUGGCCUUAUGGUUGAUCUUGAAGUUGUUUUGGAACACUUCGAUGGAUGUAUUGAUGUUUGUAGCAACGACGUUGUUUUUGAAGGAUAAUUCUCCAUUUAAGACUUCUCCAAAUGGAGGAAAUGUCUCUAGGCGUGUUGUUUACAAGAGUUUUAGUCUUCAAGAUAUGAAAUUCGUCAAGAAUGCAAUUGGUGCUACGAUCAAUGAUGUUGCACUUGGAAUCACACAAGCUGGUUUAUCUCGCUAUCUUAGUAGGAAAUAUGAAAAUGAAGGAAACAAUCAUGAAGUUACAAGAGAGAAAACAAAAAAAUAUCUCAACAAUAUUCGUCUUAGAUCGGUUCUUCUCGUCAAUAUUCGACCCUCUGGAGGAAUUCAGGAUUUGGCUGAUAUGAUGGAGAAAGAUGCAGAAGCUAAAUGGGGAAAUGCAGUUGGUUACGUGCUUCUUCCGUUUGCCCUUGGAUUGCAUGAUGAUCCUUUAGACUAUAUUCGAACUGCCAAAACCACCGUUGAUAAAAAGAAGCAUUCCUUAGAAGCUAUUUACACUUUUUUCAUGGCUGAAGUUGUCAUGAAAUUUUUUGGUUCCAAGGUUGCAAGUGUGAUAUCUGAUAGAAUCAACUCGCAUACAACUAUCGCCUUCUCAAAUCUACCUGGACCUUUGGAGGAGAUAGGCUUUUAUGGACUUCCAUUGACUUUUCUUGCUCCAACUUCCUACGGUCAACCACAUCCUGUGAUGAUAAACUUCCUAAGUUAUAGUAACAAGAUGACAGUGGUUCUAGCCGUAGAUGAAUACACGGUUCCGGAUCCUCAUCAAUUGUGCGACGACAUUGCUGAAUCUCUCAACCUAAUCAAGGAUGCUGUUAUAACACAAGGUCUUGUCAAACAAGAUCACUCUGUGAUGUAGUCAUAGUACGUGUCACGGUCCGAGUGUGUUGCCUCCCACGCGGCUGGGAAGGACUUAUCAAUUGACAGCACCAUCUCCGCCAUCAACAACCACCCAUCACCGCAAUGCAACCUCCACCACCACCACCGCAACUUUUUUGUUGUAUAUAUAUACCUAGAUAUAUUAUUCCACUAAAUAAAUUAAAUGGAAUAUAGUAUACCCCAAAAUAAAGAAUUACUGCGUGGUAUGAAUAUAAUAUAAUUCCUUCGUUCAUUUUUAUUUACUACACUUAAGUCAAAAAGUUCUCACCUUUUAAGUCAAACUGUUGCAGUUAAAAGUGAACAGAAGAAGUAUAGAUACGUUACUUUUUUUUCCGUGGAUAGCCCUAGUCAAGUCUUGUUUGUAGAUAUUAGACGAUUCAAAUUAAAUACGUGGAUGUGUAUAAUAAAUGUAAACCUAAUAUAAAGUGCUCUUUAUUUUUCAUUCA
Molecule: messenger RNA, 2170 nt
Organism: Chenopodium quinoa (quinoa)
Lineage: Eukaryota; Viridiplantae; Streptophyta; Magnoliopsida; Caryophyllales; Amaranthaceae
Product: O-acyltransferase WSD1-like
Exons: 7
Coding region: 256-1704 (482 amino acids)
Biological process (GO): triglyceride biosynthetic process
Cellular component (GO): plasma membrane
Molecular function (GO): diacylglycerol O-acyltransferase activity; long-chain-alcohol O-fatty-acyltransferase activity
Source: RefSeq, a predicted model, not a curated record